Molecule: messenger RNA, 3227 nt
Organism: Epinephelus moara (kelp grouper)
Lineage: Eukaryota; Metazoa; Chordata; Actinopteri; Perciformes; Serranidae
Gene: sox21b
Product: SRY-box transcription factor 21b
Exons: 2
Coding region: 283-1029 (248 amino acids)
Biological process (GO): regulation of DNA-templated transcription; cell differentiation; anatomical structure morphogenesis
Molecular function (GO): DNA-binding transcription factor activity, RNA polymerase II-specific; RNA polymerase II cis-regulatory region sequence-specific DNA binding
Source: RefSeq, a predicted model, not a curated record
CCUGUAUUUCACAUGGGGCAAGCGGGAGUUCGCAUCCACUUGCGUAAACGCUGCUGCUGCUGAGUGGUGGUUGACAGUCUCAGGCGACAAGAGGAAAACAAGACGGUGUUUUGUGUCUCCUUCUUCUUCUUCUCUUUUUUUGCUAAAGGCGUAUCACUGGUGGAUGCCACCAUGAAGCAGAAAACAUAAGUUGAGCACUCAUAAGGACGCUGCCACUUGUACUUUGCUGAAGAUAUUCAUCGGUGGGAUGAAGAAUUAAAGUCUUAUAGAGUUUGUGCCAACAUGUCUAAACCAAUGGAUCACGUCAAACGCCCGAUGAAUGCUUUCAUGGUUUGGUCCAGAGCCCAGCGCAGAAAAAUGGCUCAGGAGAACCCGAAAAUGCACAACUCCGAGAUCAGCAAGAGAUUAGGAGCGGAGUGGAAACUUCUCACCGAGUCUGAGAAGAGGCCAUUCAUCGACGAAGCCAAACGACUGCGAGCGAUGCACAUGAAGGAACACCCAGACUAUAAAUACAGACCGAGGCGGAAGCCCAAGACUCUGAUGAAGAAAGAUAAGUUUUCUUUCCCUGUGCCAUACAAUCUCGGGGAGCACGACGCGCUCAAAGUUAACGGGCUUUCCGCUGGAGCACUUUCCGAGUCCAUCAUUGGGAACCCUGAUAAGGCUGCAGCGGCUGCGGCGGCCGCAGCGGCGAGGGUAUUCUUCAACCCGUCCAUGUCUGCGAACCCCUAUUCUUUUUUCGACCUGGGAUCCAAGAUGACUGAGCUUUCCCCACCUUCGUUUCCGUACGCGUCUCCGUUGGGCUACCCGCCGGGAGGCGCCACGGCGUUCACCGGGACUGGCAGUGUCACUGGCGGGACGCACACCCACACUCACUCACAUCCGUCCCCGGGAAACCCAGGCUACAUGAUCCCUUGUAACUGUACGGGCUGGCCCUCAGCAGGACUCCAGCCGCCCUUAGCAUACAUCCUCCUCCCCGGGAUGGGAAAACCUCAACUUGAACCGUACCCUGCAUACGCUGCAGCGUUAUGAUAAGGCCCGCUUUGGACUCCUGAGCAACACACAAACUGUGAAAACAAAAAACAAACAAACAAGAAAAAAAAGCUAUUCAUGCAAGAGUUUUAUUAUGCAUGCACAAACUUGUACAUGUGAUGAAGUGCUCGUCGUCUCAGAUAUCACAUGUGUAUGUAUAUUGAUAAAUGCCUUUAUCUAAGGUAAUGCUUAUUUAGAGAACUCUCUAAUCUAUUAUUACCCAGCCAUCACCUCUCACAGCCCAGAGGCAGAAGGACUACAGGAUGGCAGAGAUGCACACAUGAGAGGAAAAGGGUAUCAAUUUGUGAAGAAAAAAAAAACAUUUUGAAAAGGUAUUUCUAUCUUUUGCAAGUUGCACCUGCUUUGACUAUAACCUGUUGGAAUCAAGGGCAGCACAUUAAUCACAGGAUCUCCUCUCUGAUCACUUGUUGUAGGCUAAAUGGGUUGUAAUUCACGGAUCAAGGAGGAUCUCUCACAACAUCCCCCCCCCCUCUCUCUCUUGAAUGACUGUAAAUGUGUACAGAUACAAAUGACUCUAGUUUAUUUGCCGUUAUAGGCUUAGUGUUUGAGAUAGGGCCAGGAUCCUACAGGACGCAUUUUCACUAAGAGAUGCGGUGUAUAUUUUGAGUUUUUAAACCGUUUUAUAGAUGUCUGUAAUAUUUAUUGUUUAGUGGAAUCUAUGGUGACCCCCAGACAAUUUUAAAAAGGACACGACUAGUUCUGUGAUAUUUGCACAUGAAACGUAGAGGAUGUAAUUUAUUUUCAAGGUGGUUUGAUUCAUCAAACCUGUUUUUUCCUCCUCUCCAAACAGUAAAAAAAAAAAAAAAAUUAAACACAAGUGGAAGUUUAUUCAAGGAGUUCCCUGAUCCCUCACCCUCCCACUCCUCGUAUCAUGUGCAGCAGAAAAAAACCUUUUUAACUAACUCUUAUGGAAUUUGUAUGUUUUGUGUUUUCUUUAACCUCCGUUAUGUACUUCAACCUAUUGCUACUGUUCAACUUGUUGAGCGAAAAAGGACUACAAUAAAGCGUAUUCGGAUUAAACGGAAGGGGAAUCGCGGGCUGUAGUUCUUGAUGAGAUGAACAAGAUUGUUAUCUUUUCCUUUUUCCUGCUCCUGCUCCUCAGUCCAGGUGAAGUGUAAGGUAUCCUCCAAAGGCCGCUUUUGUCCGCGCUUUCAAUGGCAUUACUAAGGGGGGGAAUCUAAAUCAGCCCAUUGUAAUCAAGAGCCAAAACCUUAUUUAUCACAAUUUUAAUCGUGAAUAGGAGGGAAGAUAAAACUGUGUGCUACUCUGAGCUUUCUUUUCCCAUGCAGGAACACACACAAAAAAAGGGACACACAGAAAGAGAGGGGUGCUUUUAAGCUGCAGAACAAGCUCGUCUUUGAGGCUUUAAAACAACCUGAGCUGAGUGUGUGUGUGUGUGAGUGUGUGUGCAGGACUGAAAAGGAAAAACACAUUUAAUAUGAAUUAAAAGGGACACGCUCUUUAUAAAAAGCAUGCAUGAUCACCUACCCUAAGGAGUGCAUGCUCUCACGUGCAGGUGUGUGUGUGUUUCAAUUCACAUGUAAAAACGUGCAGUGUAUGUUGUUUAAGCAAACUGCCCCUCCUAGGUUACACCGAGAGAUUAAUUCAUAAGGAUCAGAGCGAUUAUGCAAAACUAAUUUGGACAGUCCAGGGAUAAUUAUCUCCGUCACGGUUAAUUAAACCCUUUCAACACUAUGUUCUCCAUUGUGACACCCCGAUCACUUCUCUCCACGGAACUUCCUUCUUGGCCCCGAAAAUAACGCGCAAGUGACCUUGUGUUUCAUUUAGUGGGUAGGGGGGGAAGGAAAAAUUUAAAAGAGGCUUUGAGGCCUAUACAUUUUUAUUUCAUAUUAAAAUGUACAUGAUUGUUGUUAUUUUUGUUUUGCCACCAAAUUAAACUGAUAAAUGUGAAAAUUACGAAAUGUGUUUUUUGAAAGAAAGUAGGCUUCAGUGGCUGUGUGAUCAAAACACAGAGAAGGUCGUCAUGUCUGCAAAAGAACUUGCAUUACGAGUUCAGUGGCCAUUUCUUUCUCUUCCUUUGGCCUUUUUUAUUAUAUUCUUCUUUUCUUUUCUUGAGGAAAAAGGGGAAGAAAGCUGAAAGAACUUUUUUUCUCCUGCUCUGGGAGCGUUUAGACGGUCGAGGAGGUUUUGUCUGGGAACAAAACGUGGGUUGGGAG